AAUAUCCCAAACAUCUCUUUUUUAUUCUCUCCUCUCUCUUUCUUUGUCAUUCAUGGCUCCAAAUUCAGUAGCAGUGACAAUGGAGAAGCCAGACAACUUCUCUUUGUUAGAAAUCAACGGUUCAGAUCCAUCCGCAUUCCCCGACAAGCGUAAAUCCAUCAGUCCAAAGCAAUUCUCAUGGUUCCUCCUUCUCAAAGCUCAUAGAGUCGUCUCGUGUCUCUCGUGGCUCGUAUCUUCGGUUAAAAAGCGAAUCGCGUUCUCCGCGAAGAACAUAAACGAAGAAGAAGAUCCUAAAAGCAGAGGAAAACAAAUGUACAGAUUCAUCAAAGCUUGUCUUGUUAUCUCCAUUAUUGCCUUGUCUAUAGAAAUCGUCGCGCAUUACAAGAAAUGGAAUCUUGAUCUCAUUAACCGACCGUCUUGGGAGGUUUAUGGCCUUGUCGAAUGGUCUUACAUGGCUUGGCUUUCGUUUCGAUCCGAUUAUAUUGCUCCUCUUGUCAUCAGUCUCUCAAGAUUCUGCACUGUCCUCUUCUUGAUUCAGUCUCUUGAUCGAUUAGUCCUCUGUCUUGGUUGCUUCUGGAUCAAAUUUAAAAAGAUCGAACCUAAGCUCAAAGACGAAUCUAUCGAUUUAGAAGAUCCCUCCAGUUUCCCAAUGGUUCUUGUUCAGAUCCCAAUGUGCAACGAACGAGAGGUAUAUGAACAAUCAAUAGGAGCAGCUUCACAACUUGAUUGGCCAAAGGAUAGAAUCUUGAUUCAAGUUCUAGACGAUUCAGACGAUCCAAAUUUACAACUUUUGAUCAAAGAAGAAGUAUCGGUUUGGGCCGAAAAAGGCGUAAACAUAAUUUACAGGCAUAGGUUGAUCAGAACUGGUUACAAAGCUGGGAAUUUGAAAUCAGCCAUGACUUGUGACUACGUUAAAGAUUACGAGUUCGUUACAAUCUUCGACGCAGAUUUUACACCAAAUCCUGAUUUCCUCAAGAAGACUGUUCCUCAUUUCAAGGGAAAUCCAGAACUAGGACUGGUACAAGCAAGGUGGUCAUUUGUGAACAAAGAUGAGAAUCUCCUCACAAGGCUACAAAACAUAAACUUAUGUUUCCACUUCGAAGUAGAACAACAAGUGAACGGUGUGUUUCUCAACUUUUUCGGUUUCAAUGGAACCGCUGGAGUAUGGAGAAUCAAAGCAUUGGAAGAAUCCGGCGGGUGGCUCGAGAGAACGACCGUGGAAGAUAUGGAUAUCGCGGUUAGAGCGCAUCUCAACGGCUGGAAAUUUAUUUACCUCAAUGAUGUUGAAGUCACUUGUGAGUUACCUGAGUCUUAUGAAGCUUACAAGAAGCAACAACAUCGUUGGCAUUCGGGUCCUAUGCAGCUGUUCCGGUUAUGCCUUCCUUCAAUUAUCAAAUCAAAGAUAUCGGUUGGGAAGAAGGCGAAUUUGAUCUUCCUUUUCUUUCUUCUAAGGAAGCUUAUUCUACCUUUUUACUCAUUCACACUCUUUUGCAUCAUACUUCCAUUGACAAUGUUCAUACCUGAAGCCGAGCUUCCGUUGUGGAUCAUCUGCUAUGUUCCUAUCUUCAUUUCGCUUCUCAACAUUCUUCCGUCGCCUAAAUCUUUCCCUUUCUUAGUCCCUUACCUCCUUUUCGAAAACACAAUGUCGAUAACCAAGUUCAACGCCAUGAUCUCCGGGCUGUUCCAGUUCGGAUCGGCUUACGAGUGGGUUGUGACAAAGAAAACCGGGAGAUCAUCGGAAUCCGACUUGCUAGCGUUUGCUGAAAAGGAAGAGAAGUUGCAUAGAAGAAACUCGGAGUCCGGUUUGGAGCUUCUGAGCAAACUUAAGGAGCAAGAGACCAAUCUUGUAGGGCAAGAAACCGUGAAGAAGAGCCUUGGAGGGGUAAUGAGGCCAAAGAACAAGAAAAAGACGAACAUGGUGUUCAAGAAAGAGCUUGGGCUUGCGUUCUUGCUGCUAACCGCAGCUGCAAGGAGCUUUCUAUCGGCGCACGGUCUUCACUUCUACUUCUUGCUGUUUCAGGGACUGUCUUUCUUGGUUGUAGGGUUGGAUUUGAUCGGAGAACAGAUCAGCUAGAUUCACACUAAAUCAAGACAGAGAACAAGGAAACAAAUACCGUUUAUAUUCGCUAUUUUUUUGUUUGUUUUUUUAUUCUUUUCCCUUUCUUAUAUGUGGGUUUUAUACAUAAUUUUCAAGAACUUAUAAUGUCCAGUUUCAGAUAAAUGAAUUGAAACGAAUUUG
Arabidopsis arenosa is the source of this 2239-nucleotide messenger RNA. The record is from the annotation of a GenBank genome assembly. NCBI's taxonomy places the organism in Eukaryota, Viridiplantae, Streptophyta, Magnoliopsida, Brassicales, Brassicaceae.